Molecule: messenger RNA, 978 nt
Organism: Pseudomassariella vexata
Lineage: Eukaryota; Fungi; Ascomycota; Sordariomycetes; Amphisphaeriales; Pseudomassariaceae
Exons: 4
Coding region: 1-978 (325 amino acids)
Biological process (GO): protein folding in endoplasmic reticulum
Cellular component (GO): EMC complex
Molecular function (GO): protein binding
Source: RefSeq, a predicted model, not a curated record
AUGUCUUCUUCAUCACUCCUCCGAUCGCCCAGCAACCUCCCGCCAGCAACCGCCUUGCAGCUUGCACAGCACGCUCCCAAGAUCCUCGAAAACUCGCCUGGAGCCGUAUCCACAUCCGCAUUGGAGUCUUUGUUCUCCGCCACAGAGACACCUGAGCUCUGGAUCAUAUAUGAGAACUUAUUGCUUUCAUGUCUCCGUACAGGCGACGAACAAUCGGCGCACCACUGUCUGGGCAGACUCGUGAAUCGUUUCGGGGAUGACAAUGAGCGCAUCAUGGCCUUGAUAGGUCUACUGAAAGAGGCCGAUGCAGAGGACAAUGCGACUCUAGAGGUGGUGCUGAAGGAGUACGAACAGAUACUGGAAAACGACCCUACAAACAUACCUAUCACCAAGCGCCGCGCUGCUCUUCUUCGGUCGUUGGGUAGAGUCUCAGACGCCGUCACCGCUCUGAUUGCGCUCCUAGACUUCAGCCCUACUGACAGCGAAGCUUGGUCCGAGUUAGCGGACUUGUACUUCUCGCAAGGGCUGUACUCCCAAGCCAUUUUUGCACUCGAGGAGAUCUUGGUUUUACAGCCUAAUGCAUGGAAUAUCCAUGCACGAUUAGGCGAGAUGCUUUUGAUGGCAGCCAAGACAUCGCAACAAACGGAUGCGUCAAAGCAGUUGAGUGAGGCGCUCAAGAGAUUCUGCCGUAGCGUGGAACUCUGCGACGACUAUUUGCGCGGCUAUUAUGGACUCAAACUUACGACCAAGCAGCUCCUGAGUGAUACAAAAAAAUCAACAAAACUGCCUGAAAGCGGUGGGUUGUCAUUGCCAGAUGCAGCUACUUUACGAAAAUUGGACGGACUCGCAACUGAGAAACUCGGGGAAAUCACCCGACGGUUUUCGGCAGGCGAAAGGGGUUGGCAAGGUUACGACGAGGCCGAGAUCGCGGCAGCUCGGGAGUUACUCGAGAAGGAGGGCGGGAUAACAGUUAGGUGA